CGCGGCAUUCUGUCAGCAGUGAGCGACUCGUGUUGUCGAGACGGCGCGUGUGUGUGCGCGCGAGUGUGUGUUGAGCGAGGUCGCGGCCAGUCUGCGCGAGCCAUGGCGGGCUCGGCCCGUGUCGUGUGGCUGCUGCUGGCGCUCAACACGGCCGCAGCAAUGGAAGGAGACAGCUGCGUGACGCCGCACCAGCGGAUGGGCAGCUGUGUGCAGCUGGACACCUGCCGGCCGCUCAUGAUGCUUCUGGAGGGUCCCCGGCCACUGGACCCUCGUGCGGUGGACUUCCUCCGCAGGUCGCAGUGCGGCUUCGUGAGCAGGAUGCCCCUCGUGUGCUGCGCCCAGCCCACAACCCCCUCCACGACGACGCCCGGGCAGACGGCCCCACUCACCGACCCCCUGGUCGACGUGACGGGAGACGUGAAGCUGAGGCUGCUGCCGCUGGACAUCUGCAGUCCUCCGGCGCAGAACAGGAUCAUCGGCGGCAACAAGACCGCACUCUUCGAAUACCCCUGGAUGGCACUCUUGGCAUACGACACGUGGCGAGGAAUCCAGUUUCGCUGCGGCGGCACAGUGAUCAACAAGCGCUACAUCCUCACUGCAGCGCACUGCAUCACCAACCUGCCUCCCUCGCAGAAACUGGUGGGGGUUCGCCUGGGAGAGCACGACAUGAGCAAGGAGCUCGACUGCGUGGACGACCUGGAAGGCCAGAUAUGCGCGCCGCCCUACCAGAACUUCACGAUAGAGGAGGUCAUACCGCACCCGCAGUUCUCCAAGUCCAAGCUGCAGAACGACAUUGGGCUCAUCCGCUUGAGCCGAGAUGCAGACUUCUCCACAGAUUCUGUUAAGCCCAUAUGUCUUCCAAUUGGAGAACCUCAGCGGGAAACACUUGAAGGAAAGAAACUUAUCAUCACAGGUUGGGGUGCUACAGAAACAGGCCUGGCGAGCGACGUGCUGCUGUGGACCACGGUGGCGGUGGUGCCGCUCGACAAGUGCGCGGCCAUCUACCAGCGCGCCGUGCCCAUCUCCGAGGCGCAGAUCUGCGCCGGCGGCGCCGCCAGGGACUCGUGCGGCGGCGACUCCGGGGGCCCGCUCAUGUACGUGGGCGACGUGGACGGCGAGGUGCGGCGCAUGCAGUUCGGCGUCGUGUCGUUCGGGCCGAAGCGCUGCGGCACUGCGGGCCAGCCCGGCGUGUACACGCGCGUCGGCGCCUACAUGGACUGGAUCCUCGCGAGCAUGAGGCCGUGAUCUCACCACCUCGCCAGCUUCCACAUCACACCACCCCAAGUGUACACAGCAAGGGCAGUGAACCAUGGCAAACACUUGCUUCUGCAUGCCUCAUUACAACACGAGGUGCAACUUCACGGAUGAAGCCAUACUGCCCACAUGGACCUAAUCGUUAUGCAUAAGGAUCCAACAACUCCCUUGCUAGUGGUCUAGUGCCAGCUUUGUUAUUUUACGUCUGGACAAGCAAGCCUGUGAACAUGAGUAGGACCUCACAUAGGCUGGAUACUUUUUUUAAAAAAACUAUGGAUCCUUGCCCUCGCAUGAACUGCGGUGUGGCUGGUUCGCCAUGAGUCUGUGUGGAAAGUAUCCUCGCCUCUUCUUGCCAAAAGGUCCUAACACCAGCGUUAAAUUCCUAAGGCAUUGGACAGAUGGUAACGAUGGGCGCUAAGUAUUCACUUUCGGGCUGUCAUAUUCAAAUGCUGCACUUCAAUACGUUGUUAUUUUUGUGCUCGGAAAUAUAUAAUAAAGAGCAAAACGUUCUACUUUGAAAUAUAGAUAAUUUUAUCUCCAAAAAUAUUUUGCAUUCAAGAGAGCAUCUUAGGCAUUGCUGAGUAUCUCUAAAGAACUGAGAUAUGGAGGUUUUUUUAAAAUUAAAAUCAUGUGUUCGCAAGCAUGUAUGUAAAAAUUUGUGAUUUGUUUUUUAAUUAUUUUUACUUGUGUAUAGUUGACUGUAUCAAAUCUAUUAUGGUGCUGUGUUUAUUGAAACAUUGUUGUUUUCUUGUGAAGAUCUGCGAGAGUUUUAUUUGUUUUAAUAAAACAAUAAUUUUAUAAACUCAAAUGUUAUAGUAAGCAUAUUAUACACUUAAUAGAAACAAUAAAAAUUAUUCUUGCCUCAUAAUAAAAAA
Molecule: messenger RNA, 2129 nt
Organism: Bacillus rossius redtenbacheri
Lineage: Eukaryota; Metazoa; Arthropoda; Insecta; Phasmatodea; Bacillidae
Product: CLIP domain-containing serine protease B4-like
Exons: 7
Coding region: 103-1245 (380 amino acids)
Biological process (GO): proteolysis
Molecular function (GO): serine-type endopeptidase activity
Source: RefSeq, a predicted model, not a curated record